AACAAAAACCAUCACACAUACAUGCGGUCAGCUGCGCUGGCAGUAUAUAAGUCAAGCCCGCAGGACGGAACAACCCAGCUCAUCCCUUGUUUUUUUACGAAUUCCUCACGAUUAAUCAUGUCUAUCAACACCUCACCCCGUGCUCUUCUCACUUCAUUCUUCGUGCUUCUUACACUUCUCUCAUGCGCAUUAUGUGCUCCUGUUCCUGCCGUGAUGCGUCGUGAUGUCUGGGUACCCACAAUCAUCUGCCCUACAUCUGACUCUACAUGGACUGUUGGAGGGACAUUCCUUGUCACCUGGGAUACGUCCUCAGAACCUGCUGAGGUGACCAACCCUACUGGCAAGAUAUACCUUCGCCAGGGCGAUGCAACCCAAUCCAAUCCCAUUGCAUCUGGAUUCCCACUCACUGAUGGUCAAGUCGACGUCACGAUCCCUGACGAUACCACACCUGGGACGUACAUGAUCGUAUUAUUCGGUGACUCUGGGAACUGGAGUCAAGAGUUCUCGAUUGACGCAGCCACAUAAGCUGCUUGCAGAAGUUUUUGUCGAUGUAACAAAAUCUCAGACGAGAUUGGCGUAUGAUUUGAUGAUUGGUGGACUCAACGAUGGACUUAGGCGGUCAUGAUAAACUGGACUUGGACAAUUGGCAUUUCAUUGAACUUUUUUUUUGAUUUGAAAACACUACUGUACUCUACAUUCGCAUUUUCUUUCGUAAACGUCGUGCUUCUGAUAUCACUUACUAGUGUACUAGUACGUUAGCUGUACUUACAACUUACCGUAGUUGAUGUAAAGGCUAAAACUUUUCUUUGUCCUCCCCAUUUAC
Molecule: messenger RNA, 823 nt
Organism: Suillus bovinus
Lineage: Eukaryota; Fungi; Basidiomycota; Agaricomycetes; Boletales; Suillaceae
Exons: 2
Coding region: 22-525 (167 amino acids)
Source: RefSeq, a predicted model, not a curated record